This is a messenger RNA of Paramormyrops kingsleyae, 7906 nucleotides long. It is a transcript of the gene cep89, whose product is annotated as centrosomal protein 89. NCBI's taxonomy places the organism in Eukaryota, Metazoa, Chordata, Actinopteri, Osteoglossiformes, Mormyridae. Gene Ontology annotation, cellular component: centriole; ciliary transition fiber. The record is from RefSeq and is a predicted model, not a curated record. Gene Ontology annotation, biological process: cilium assembly; chemical synaptic transmission; mitochondrion organization.
UUUUUUAGCGUCUGGAUACAAGAAUGAGGAAAAUACUAUUAGGAAACUGAGUAGCAGGGUGGUCACUGUUUUAUUGAGAUAUUUACGUUUUCAUUGAAAUCCAGUCUAUUCUUUGCAUUUUAUUGGCCAUAAACGUUGCAGCUGAAAUAGCAGUCGUUAAGUUUGCGUUUAUUUUAGAGUCACAGAGCUGGAACUUUCUGAAGAUGUCUAAAUUCAGCUUCAGGAGAAAGGACAAAAUGGCAUUUAAGCACAUAGCUCAUGGUUUGAUCCCUGCCGCCACCGUUGCUCCCAGACCCGCUGUUCCCCGCACCCCUCCCCCUCGCAGCCCAUACCCCUCUCCAGAGAGACCCAGGUCUGCCUUGGCAGCAGCCAUCCUGUCCUCCUCCCUAACUGGCCGCACGGUGGCCAUUCCUCCAGCACGACAGCGGUCUCUGUCAGUGAGUGACUGCUCCCGCUCAGCCAGCCGCGUGGAGGUGGAGCCCUGCACCAGCACCGCGGAGUAUAGCAGGGACAGAUGGCAUCGAUCUGUGGCAGGCAGGCCCCGUUUACCCUCCCCCGAGCAUUCUGACCCAUGUGAUGAGGAUGAUGAUGACAGUGAUGAUGAAGACGAGGAAGGCGUAAAGGGAGGAUUGCUUUCGGAUCCGGACGAAGACCACAUUUACCAGUCUCUGGAGAGGCAAGGUGCUGCUCUGGUCACAAACGACAUCUAUGCUGUGCCACAUAAGCAGGCUGCCUGCCAAUCCGAGACCGGCGGUGUGACAGACAGCUCUGUGGCUGAAGAAGUGUCUGCUGUACACGCAAGGGACAAAACUGCAGCGCAGGAACAGACAUUUAAAAAGGCUUCAUCUCCAGUGGAGCCUGUGAUUGAGAAGACACGGCAGUCUCCAGACCUGAGUUCAGAGUCUCCCAGAGGGAACUCAGGACCCCCCCUGAGGACAGGACCAUCACAGAGGAUGGCUGCAAGGGACAGCCAGCCGGAGGCUGAUGAGGCCCACAAGGAGUUGCUGGAGGCGCAGAUGCAGCUGGUCAGGGCCCUGCGGGAGCAGAAUCAGGGGCUGGCACAGAGGUGCGAAGAGCAGGGCCAGCUGCUGCAGCAGGCUCAUGGGCGCCAGCGGAACCUGGAAAAACAGCUAGAGCAGAACCAAGCCUGGCUACUAGCCGUAAGAGACCAAGGCUCCACUGCAGGUGAGCAGGUGCAACUGCGUACCCUCAGAGAGCAGAACCAGGAGCUGGUGGAUGAAAACGAUGGUCUGAAAAUGACUGUCCACCGCCUCAAUGCAGAACUCAGCAGGUACCAGGCCAAGUUCCAGCCACUGUCCAAGGAAGAGAGCCCAAGGAUCAGUGCCCUGCCAAAGAAAGGACCAUCCCCUCCUUGGCUGCUGGACAUGAAAUACUUAUCGCCGCUGUUGCUGGCAUACGAAGACCAGCUGAACGAAAAGGAUUCAAUUCUGCAGAGCCAUGUGGAGGAGACGCGCAGGUUUAGGGAGCGGGUGGAGGAGGUGGUGCAGGAGAACGACAGCCUUCACCAGCAGCUGAGCAAAGCUGGGGGCACCUGCCAGAAAAAGUGGCGCCAGCUGCAGGAUCAGGCCAAGCUGGUUCUGAAGGAGAACCAACUGCUGAUGCAGCAGCUGGAGGUGCAGCAGAUCAAAGCCAAGGAGAGCCACAAUCGGCACCAACAGGAAGUAUCCAAAGUGACCAAGGAGGUGAUGCUGCUGGAGGCAGAGAAGCAGUGCUUGCAGGAGGAGCUGGAGAAGACACGUUCAGAGCUGCAGCUUCUUCAGACGCAGCACCGGCAAAACCUGUCCACACUGGAGAGCGCAGUGAGUCAGGAGGAACACGCUGCCCUGGUCGGCAAACUCCAUCGACAGCUGGAACAAGAGGAAGAGAAGAGGAGUAGUGAACUGGAGCAGCUGACAAGCAGAAUGGCUUCUGUCCAGGAAGAGAAGACGUCUCUGCUGCUUGAGAAGAGCAGCCUGUUGGCUGAGAUGAAGAACAUGGAAACGGAACUGGAAGCACUGCACCAAGCUAACAGGAAAUCUCAGAAGAAGAUCUGUUUGCUGAAGGUGCAGGUAGAGGACUCCAUGGAUCGGGAGAUGACAGCCCACCAGUACCUCACCAGCAUCGUGGCCGCAGCUGAGAAGACCAAGCACGAGAGGGACCAGCUUGUGCACAUGGCCUCCAUCCUGGAGCAAGACAAGCAGGGAGUGCUGACCAGGGUCAUCAAGGGCACCAUGCGUCUGGGAAAGCUCCAGGAAAAGGUGAAGGUGUACAAACGGCAGGCAGCCACCAGCCUGGGCGUCAUGGGCCACCGGCUGCAGGAGCAGGAGGAGGACUUUGCGGGGAGGGCCUCCUCCUACCGGGGAGAGAUCCGACACCUCCAGCAGCUACUGCGAGACAAGCAGGAAGCUCUGGACCAAGUGCUGCAACAAAAAAGGGAAAUGGAAGGUGAGCUGGAGACUGUUUGGGAAGCCACAUCCAAGGAGAACCAGCGCAUCAAAGAGGCUCUGUUCCAGUCACUGUCCUGGGCUGAGCGGAUGCCCACCCCUGCAGAGGCUACGAUGCUGAACUUCACGGAAGGGCCACUCCCAGGCCGGACUUCCCGGAGUACUGACCUACCACUCGCUGCUUCAGGCCAAGGCAGGACCAAACCCCUGCUUCAACGCAGCCCUAUGUUUGAGUCCGACUCGGACCACCCACACAACCAGUCAUCCGAUGAGGGAGAGAAGAAUUGCCUGGAUUUCUAUUCAUAAGCUUCCUUUUGCACUAGAUUCCAGCUCCUUUCCAGAACACAAUUCCAGACUUUUCAGGUGGAAUGGCAAGACAGCAACUACAACAACAUCACACUCUAUAUGACAUGCUUUAAGUGCAUUAUUAACUGCAGUACCAUCACAAAUGCUAAGCUUUCCUUUUAGUCUAGUUGAAGACUAUUUUCCAAAUUGAAGAGAAGCCAGGUUUCAAGUGAGGUGAUUAAAAAGGAUUAUGUCAGAGGAGUAGCUGUCCCACACUGGUCACACGGUAGACUGACGAAGUGAAGAUCAAGCUUGACCUUAUAAAUGUAAAGGUGUCUGAGAAAACCAAGGACAUUUCACACUUCCAUUCAUUCCUCAGGUGCAUGAUUUUGUCCAAAAAGACUACAGUACAGGUUUCUGCCUCAGAAAACAAGAAUGACUGUUUUGUGCAGCACUGGAUCAAAACGCACAGUGAUGCAAGAAGCACGAUGACAGAAAGCAUGUGAAGUAAUAAGUGCCACAAACACAUUUACAAAAGCCAUGACUAAGCAAGGGAGGGGAACCCGAACACAUUGCAAUGGAGAACCAGUUUAUCAUUUUAUAUUUCACUGCAAAUGAACAGUAUCGGGCUUUUAAUUACUCACUGCUACAUUUCAAGUUUAUUGGUUAUCUUUUGAGUACAUACUGAUUACCUCACUCUCUUUGGUCCACCCCACCCAGUUUUUGAGGGAUUUUGAAUUAGUAAUUAAUCCUCAUUGUGUUUCCCCCGUCAACACUCAUCACAGCUCAGCACACACCUCUUACACUGUGGGCGCUGGCAGUCAUCCUGCAGGCUUCAUCAAAUGGAAUGAAGAGCCACGAGGGGAAAGCAUGGCUGUCGUGCAGAGUUUGGUCACUGGUCCUGUCAGAUUGGCACAGAAGCAGAGAUCAGAUCAGAGAUCAGAUCAGAGAUCCUACCAGCCAAUCUUCUUCUAGCCACUUAUUCUGGUCCAGCUGCUGCUACAGGUUGUUGAGGCUCGACUCCAGACCCCUCUCUGUGUUCCCAUCCCAUGAGGCACAAGAAGUUGCUCAUGGUCAAAAUGCGAAGAUGCAAUCCAUUGGCCUGGGGCAGAGCCCAGGAGCUGUGAAGAGUCAGCCUGGGAGUACUGCUGCCUCACCGUCCCCUGAGGCCUGGGGAAAUUCCGGAGGAAUGGCUUGAUGACAGGCCAGGAGUUUCAGAUCAUCGUUUCCUUGAUCUAAGGCGGCGAUUUAUCCUCCAAUCAGCUGCUCCUUAGUGAACGUAAAUAGGUUGGAUGAGCGCAUUUACUUCAGGUUGGAGCCUAAAGAUAAUCCUACCUGUAGGUCUGAACCAACAGCUUCGUCCCCAGUACAGGGAAAGCUGAUGCUUCACAGGCAGGUGAAUGUUAUGCUUUCAGCAGAGCUCUCCCUCUGGAGAGAUACAUGCUUCAAAGUGCACACACAUCUGGGAAGUCUUACACAAAGAACCUGGCUCCUCACCUUCCCCCCGCCUCAUGUUACCUGUGGAUUCGGCGCAAAGCAUUCUGGGAGAAAAACAGACUACAUAUGCAUGUGUGUGUAUUCACAUGAAACAGCCAAGCCGCUGGCUGCUGUGUGACAUUUCAGUGCUACAGCUCCAGCUCGUCCUAUCAUUCUAAAUAAAUAUUCACCUCCCGCAAGGUUAAUGUUACGCUCAUUUACGUUACUCUAUCUCUUUGUCCUGUUUGAGGAUCUGAUUCCUGCUAUCUUUCAUUUCCUCUACCCUUCUAGAAGCUCAAACGGGAUCCUUACUGCAGAUUUAGGGUAGUGCACUUGGGGUUACUGUUCUCUGAUGUUCAGGUCGGAUUCUGCCGUCCUGGAUCAGAGUGUGCCGUUUGACACGACCUGCUGCUGGGUUGCUCAGUGUGGCAUUCAGCAAAGCGCAGUGGCUUCAGACCAAGUCGGGCCACGUGAGGUGAGAGGCUCACUGCGACAAGCUCUACCUCCUGCUCACUGCGACAAGCUCUACCUCCUGCUCACUGCGACAAGCUCUACCUCCUGCACAGAACAUAACACACAGAGGGUAUUGCCACCAAAAUCUCUGUUAAGAGCGCUGAUCUCUUCCGUGAGAGCAGCUUUCUCUCCGCUGAAGAUCUGCCGUCUUUCCUGCAUAAUACAGUUACUGAUAACAAAACGUGGGACUGAUUAUGAAACCCGCAGGGGUUCCAGUCACAGACAGCAGAGCCCCCUGUGGUGACAUAAUGACUGAGAAAAGGGUAAAGCGGAAAUAUGUAAAACAACAGAGGGCGCCCCCGAUAGCCCCCUGCUGCUCUGCCACCUCAUCCGCUCAUGGGCUCCCAUACUUACGGAUGCCCGAGGUCCUGUUUUAAAGAGUGGAGAUCCAUCAUUGUCCAAGGAGCUCUGAUACGGGGGGGUUCGCUGAAGUAGUACCUUUGUAUUGAUUCAGGGUAUUGCUUUCAUGGAUAGUGUUCCCUGUGGAUCCUCCAUAUUAUAUAACAUCUCAAAGCUCCUAAGUAGUUUGAUAGUGCUUUCUUACACAUUUUGCUUUUUGGUUUUUUUUUUUAUUUAUUUAAAAAUGGAUGAAUGAAGAAAGACAUAAAGGAAACAUUUUAGGUCGGUGUGCCGAUGAAGUAAAUAUGCAGCAUUUCGCAUUUUUCUGCCGGAAUCCUUCACUGACUUUAAUAAAUGGUUUUCCUCAAUUUACAUAGUUAUGGAGGAAAUGCAGCAUAAGAGCCCAGUCUGAAGAGGGAAAGAGAAGAUUAUGGGCAGGGGUGUAUAUUCAUGGGUGGUGUAUAUAAACUGUCAAUGCUUUUGGUUUAGGGAAAACUUUAAUUAAUAAAUGUCCUUUUCUAUGAGAGGGAUAAUAUAUUCACCAAGACUUCAUUUUUCACCAAAGCAUGAGUGAUGUCCCUACAUUUUUUAGUCAAACAUCUUUUUUGAUGCACCCCCCAUUCACCAUGGAUGAUCAUGCACCCCUCAAAAGACCCCCCAAGAAUAAACUUAUGACCUGUUUCUGAAUUCCCCGGAUUGCAUGGCUCUGUCUCAUUCUGCACAGGAGGAAACUGAAAUGGCAAACUGAUCAUUUUAAAAACAUGAGGACAGUGGUGACCUUUGAGUUCCUGCGUGUGUGUGUGUGAAAGAGAGACGGAGACACAGAUAGAUGUCCACAUCCCUGGCCAAGAAGGACAGAGCCAAUGAACCAGAAUUCCAUGCAAAGGCAAACAUUUGCAUAUGUUACUCAAACCGGGCUUGAACCCCAAGCUCAAAUCCAGCACAUAUAAAAUGACAUGAUCCAGACAUCACGUUUAACCACGAAGGAGAAGAUGUGUUGCAUUCUGCAAAGCGAAAAGCAAAUACCUGCCAUGUGGUGCAGUUUCUGUGCAAUUAGCUUUUUUUCAUGUUAGCUCUGCAGCCAUGGUAACCUCAUCUGGAUGAAGGCAGCCCUGCUAUAAUUCUGACAAAAACAAGGGUGGGGAUGGGCUGUUGUAAUGAGAAACAUUACAAGCUGAAUUUCGCUGGUCUUUCUGGGAACAUCGAAGACGCAACAGUGACAUCUAGUGACCGUCUUCAAUUAUUGACAAGGUAGAUUUUAUAUUACACGAUCUCCCAUUUAUACAACUGUGGAUUUACUGAGGCAGUUCAACAUCCCCCGCCCCCCAAACACAGAUGCCCAUUGAACAAUAUGAAAUGAAACUAAGAUACGGUUAAUAAUGGGAUAUUUACUGUAAUAGUGAAACACAGUAGUUCCCUAGAACUGUGGGUAAUGUUUUCUAAACUGAUUGGAAUUUUAUUAUUGUUUAUUAAAUGUUAAUGCGAUAAGGUUAUGCUGCCAUUCACCGUAAUAUAACCUGAGCUAUAGGCCUAGCUGAAGUGGUGAGAUGUGUUUCCUAAUGGUGAACUCGGUUAUUUGUUGGUUAAUGAUGAUCUAUAUUUCUUUUCCUUGCUUUUCUUGUGUCUGCAAGCUAACGGCACAAACAUGCUUGAACAACGGCAGGAGAUCAAAUGCGAGUGAAGAACACACAUACAUUUUAGCCUUUAUCCUUCACGCUAACCUGUUAGCAUGUUCCUGCUGCCAAACAAGUGUAAGGUGCUCUACGUGCCACCUGCAUGGUGCCAAGGAAUGUUCGAUUUAUAAUGAGCCAUUGUGUAAUUAUGAGUUUAUUGAAACUGCAGUUUACAGUGAAUACCUGUAGAGGGAGAUGCAGUCGUAUAAAUUGGUUUACGCCCGGGCAGCAGGUCUUACCCGUGGUGUCGGAUUAGAGUCUCCAAACAUUGUUUGAACAUACUGGGUUUCCUCGCCUUGAGCUGUACAGUAAUGAAGGGCUUAAAUUGACAUAGAUGGACAUAAUUGACAAUGAUAUGUCACUUGUGAAGCCGCAAGAUUUCUUAGAAAUAUGUUUAUGGGUUAAAUGAAAGGAACGCUGUGUCAUAAAAUCAUUUAACACGGAAGGCUUUGAUUGAUUGAGAAAUAUUUAACAAAAAAGCAGUAAAACUGUCCAGCCCUCAAAUGUUACCACACUUAUAUGUGUUUAUAUGCAGUAUAGUGCGUGCAAUGCUUUCAAAGAUCUUUCUGUACAGUUUGUAGUGUUCAGUAAAUUAGAAAUUUGAAGUAGAGAGGAUUUCCUUUCGUGAGGGCCACUAUUGGGUGAAAUUUAAGUUCUGCACAAUUUCCAUCAGGUAGCCUAAAUGUGUAAACAGUCUGAUCAUUUUGGUUAUUAUGAUAUAAAACCCUGUUAUUUUAAGCCUACUAAAUGUGAAUGAGCUCUGGGAGAAUUUAAUGUCCACGGUUCCACUAUUCCAGCCAUAUCUACAGAAUAAUGGCAACAAUAAUCAAGACAUACAGUAAAGUUAAAACGGUUUAUUGAGUCAAAAAAUAUUCCAAAUACCCAUUAUCAAUUUUGCAAAACUGGAAAUGGCCACUUAAAUGUCAAUAAAGUUCUGUUCUCUUUGUGUUCAUUUGUGAUGCAGAGAGGUACAUUUAGAGGCUCUUUGCCAUGACGAUGGGCCGCAUGUUAGGGUCAUAAUCGAGCUGAAACAUUGCCCUCUAUGUUUAUAUGAUACAAUUGCACGGUUUCCUUGUUGCCAAUACUGUCAAGAAUUUGAUAAGUUGAAAUAUUUAACUCUUACGUGUAAAUGAGUUACUCGCAUAAACGAAUCACUUGUACUCCCCUCUGUUUGUU